Molecule: messenger RNA, 765 nt
Organism: Protopterus annectens (West African lungfish)
Lineage: Eukaryota; Metazoa; Chordata; Ceratodontiformes; Protopteridae
Product: melatonin receptor type 1B-like
Exons: 1
Coding region: 1-765 (254 amino acids)
Biological process (GO): G protein-coupled receptor signaling pathway
Cellular component (GO): membrane
Molecular function (GO): melatonin receptor activity
Source: RefSeq, a predicted model, not a curated record
AUGGGAGUAGCAGCUUAUCCUUAUCAGACAACGUUAAUCUCUAUUCUUCAUGGUGACUGGAUACUGGAAGAAGAUCACUGUCGUGCCAGUUCAGCCCUACUUGUUAUAUGCAAUGCAUCAUCAGUGUAUAACAUCACAGCCAUUGCAAUUAAUAGGUAUUUCUGUAUCUGUCAUAGUGCAAGAUAUGAGAAAAUGUACAGCAAGAGAAACACAUACAUCAUCAUUGGCAUUGUAUGGACAUUAGGCAUUUCUACUUGGCUUCCAAUGCAGGUUUUACAGAUGUUUAAAUAUGAUCCGGUUGUGUAUGCUUGCACUGUUGUACGCUCUGCAAAUCCAGUUUAUACACUCAUUUUGGAGCUUGUCCACUUUGUAACACCUACUAUUGUUGUGUUAUUUUGUUACAUAAAUAUCUGGAUACUGAUCAUUCAAGUUAAGUACCGUGUCAGGCAAGAUGCUAAAGAAAAGUUAAAGCCAAAUGAACUGCGACAAUUCUUUAUAAUGUUUCUAGUUUUUACUGUUUAUAUUGUCUGUUGGGGUCCUUCUGGUGUCAUUGGUUUAAUACUAAGUAUAAAUCCUAAACUUGUAGAACAAUUUUCUGAAUGGUUUGCUAUUAUAACCUAUUUCUUAACAUAUUUCCAUAGUAGCAUGAAUGCAAUUAUUUAUGGGACUUUCAAUAAAAAUUUUCGCGAUGAGUAUAAAAAUAUAAUUUUAUCUUUUUCUGCAGAAAUAUUUCAUGUUUUCAGAAUCGCAUGCAGGAAGAAAUAG